AUGCUGAAGAGACAGGAAAGUUCACACUCGUCGUCUCGCAGGGAGACCCCAGUGACACCGCCGCCGCCGGAAAGCCACCAUGCAAAAGCCAUUGGUUGCAUGUCCGGCAUUAUUCAUUUCAUUUCCAAGUACCAAAAUCGGAACAAGCUCCUUACUUUUGGUAGAAGACAACAAGAAAAAGUUCCAUUGUCAACUCCAAGAAAUGCCAAAGCAUCAGUUCCUACAAAAGCUUCUCCAUCUACUGUCAAAGAAAACAAAAAAUUACACACUGAAACCCAAAUUCUUGAUUCAAAGGGAUUAUCAAACAAUACUAUACCAAGAAGUCCAACACUUCCACCAGAGAUCCGGCGAUCAAAUUCUGGAAACUCUUCAGAAAAUCGGAAAACACCAUCUUUGGUGGCGCGGCUGAUGGGAUUGGAGGAAAUUUUGGUAAAAAAACCUGCAUUACACGAAGAUCCCAUUGCAGUGAAUAGAAAAAAGAUACUGCAAGCCCUGGACAAAUGCAACGAGGAUUUGGAAGCGCUAAAGAAGAUAAUUAGGAGGGUGCAAUCUUCUGGUAAGCGUCUUCGGCCGCCACAGGAGUCUACGAAGGGGGUAGGUGGUGGUGGAAAUGAAUGUUCUACAGACGUGAAAACUGAGGAGCUGAGUCCGGUCUGCGUGCUAGACGAGUUCACUCGUUCACCUUUGAGUAGCUUCUCCAAAGUACAAAAUGAUGGGAUAGUAUGGACUCCACAUCAACGAAAACCCUGCUCAGCUAAGAAGCCCGGAGAAGACGAUCUUACAAUUGUGUAUCGAUCUUUAUUUCAAAUAAGAAGAGAGGCCACAGUGUCACCUGGAUGGAUCAACAGGGCUAAGUCACAAAGUGUCGAUGAAGUUUGUAGGGACAUUGCAUGGGGCGAAAAUAGAGAGGUUGGGAGAAUAGGAUUAGUUUUGGAAGAUUACAUAUGCAGAGAUUUGAUUGAAGAGUUUGUUAAAGAGUUGAUGAAAUGUUGUUGCAUGUAUCCACUCCCCUUUGAGGCUUGUAGGAGAAGGCUUUUAUUCUAG
Messenger RNA from Fraxinus pennsylvanica, 1044 nucleotides. The record is from the annotation of a GenBank genome assembly. Lineage: Eukaryota; Viridiplantae; Streptophyta; Magnoliopsida; Lamiales; Oleaceae.